AUGUCCGCUCGUGCCCACUCUCCGCCCUCGUCGACAUUCAGUUCGCAAUCUGACACUGCGCCCAUCGUCCCUCCCUCAGCAUCCUCCCAAUCGCCCACAUCCGAUUUCGCAAAGUCCAGCAAGCGACGAUUGUUUGGUUUGGUCAAGAGAAAGGAUAAGGCAUCCGACAACACCGUCAUCGACGCGAACCCCAACGCGACCCAGUCCAAGCCGACAGCUCCGCCAGCAAACAUGUAUCCCCUCACCUCGUCAUCCCCUCCGCCCAAUCGCUUUGUCGCUGCCUCGCCGACGCGUCUCCCUUUCGCUCUGGCCUCGAGUCAAUCGACCUCGACUCUGGCCGACUCGCAAAUCUUCGAGCGCAGUGUUCAAGAAUCGAUUGUACCAAGCGAGUUGUCACCUGCCAUUCCCGCACACAUCCAGACCGAAGACCACAUUCCCGCAGUCCUCGAGGCUUCUUCUCUUGCCAUCACCGAUACCCACCUAGAUCCGGAUCAGGUUGAAAUCGUCACUCAUACGGCUCAUCAACCUGCGUCUGAGAAGGUCGCAGAUAGCACAGCAUCCGCUCUCCACUCUGAUGCACAGCUGCCUGUCUCACCACAAGACUCGCAACACGAGAGCUUCCACUCGGUAGCCUCACACCCUCCGGAUUACGAUGAUGCCGCGUCGAACUACGGUGCUUUGGAUCCUGCAGAUGUGCGCAGAUUGAGCUUCAUCUCCUUCGCCGAUGUCGUCCAGGCAGAACAGGCCGAAUCAAAAGACGCGUUACAGCAUUAUACACCGCUGUCUGCCAGCACUCUCAGUCAGAACCAGAUGCACUCUCCACCACUACCUCGCUCACCGUCACCUGCACGCUCGCCAUUGUCCUCGCAAUACUCUCAAGAAGUGACGACUCCACCGCUUAGGAGCAACCCGACAUCAGUCAAGGGCUUUGACAUGAGUCCAGUACGCAGCCCCGUUGGCAGUCCUUCGCACCAGCAGCACGGAGAACUCACAAUCGAAACAAUGCGCCAGGCUCUGCGCAAGACAGCCAGUGGAGACUUUACGGGAACCAAGAUAGCCCCAUAUCCAGCAAGCUCGAUAGGUCUCGAAGACGGCGGUCUUGAGAAGCCAGGCUUCAGAUGA
Aureobasidium namibiae CBS 147.97 is the source of this 1122-nucleotide messenger RNA. RefSeq lists its product as uncharacterized. The transcript has a single exon. Lineage: Eukaryota; Fungi; Ascomycota; Dothideomycetes; Dothideales; Saccotheciaceae. The record is from RefSeq and is a predicted model, not a curated record. The coding region runs from base 1 to 1122 and encodes 373 amino acids.